Molecule: messenger RNA, 1509 nt
Organism: Clonostachys byssicola
Lineage: Eukaryota; Fungi; Ascomycota; Sordariomycetes; Hypocreales; Bionectriaceae
Source: the annotation of a GenBank genome assembly
AUGCUGGUCAUGCACUACUCACGAAUCAUGCCCCCGACUGGCGACCACCGCUACUUCACAUCAACAGCUGUAUUCCUCAACGAGCUCAUCAAGCUCUCCAUUUCUCUAACCCUCGCCAUGUACGAGACAUCCAAGACUCUGGCCCCCAGCACUCCAGCCACAGUCCUCUUCGAGCAGAUCUACAAUUCGGUGUUUAACGGCGACGGAUGGAAACUCGCUGUGCCUGCCGCACUAUACACUUUCCAGAACCUCCUGCAAUACGUCGCAAUCGGAAACUUGGACGCCGUUCAGUUCCAGGUUCUCUACCAGCUCAAGAUCCUCACCACCGCCCUUUUCAGCGUCUUCUUGCUACGCCGGUCACUCGGACUCAAGCAUUGGGGGGCUCUAUUCAUUCUUACGCUCGGAGUCUGCGUCGUGUCUUUGCCUCCGAACUCAUCCGUGCCCUCGCUCUUCUUCCACGACACAACUGACCAAUUCUUUCCGCGUUCUUUGCACGAACUGGGCCAGGCAAGUCCCGAGUUGUAUCAGCCACAGUCACCCCAGUAUCCUUCAAAGCGCGACACAAGUGCUUUCGAAGAGGAGGACCUGGAAGGGAACUGGCUGGCCGAGAUCCUUGCUAAGCGCGAGGAGGAGGAAUUGGCCGAGCAAAAGAAGCGGGCAACUGAGGUCACUCGCACCAAUGCCAGGCAAACCAGAGCCCCUGUGAUUGAGACCAAGGCUACGGAGGUGGAGGAAGGCAAGGAACGUAAGGGUAGGUCUCUUCGCACGAAGCGGUCUGCAACGUACGAGGGUAUCACAGAGGACCUGGCUCCCCCAGAGCCCCUCAUGAACUACUCACUUGGCGUAACCAGUGUGCUCAUCGCCGCGGCUGUUUCUGGAUUCACAGGUGUAUACUUUGAGAAGCUGCUCAAGGAGAGCCCUACCCAAGCCAGUGUGUGGGUGCGCAACAUCCAGCUGAGUCUCUACUCUCUCAUUGCAUCCCUGUUUGGCGGUGUGUUUUGGCAGGACGGUGAGGGGAUCCGCGAGCAUGGAUUUUUCGAAGGGUAUAACUGGGUCGUCUGGACGGCAAUUGGACUGCAAGCGAUCGGAGGGCUGGUUGCUAGCAUGGUCAUCAGGGAUGCGGACAACAUUGUCAAGAACUUCGCCACAAGCAUCAGUAUUGUCAUCAGCUUCUUGGCAAGCGUGUUGAUUUUUGAUUUCGCUGUCACCUGGACUUUCCUAAUUGGCACGGGCCUUGUCCUCCUUUCCACGUACAUUUACAGCCUGCCUAAUGAUCGCAAGAUGCCCGGCCAGCGCCGCCCACCACCCAUCCGGAUCGCCAGCCUUGAGAAAACAGCCAUUACUCCAGCCAUGACUCCUCGGUUGUCUGCUACGCCUCGCCAAGAUCACAACAGGCUCAGCCUGCUUGACCCCUUGGAGACCAAGGGUCUGGGACUCACGUCUAGCCGACCUGCUAGCCCCAUGCUGCCUCGGACGGCAAGCAGAUUGAAUUUCAAGCGGGAUGAAUAA